AUGUUAGCAAAGAACGUUGCGGGACCGCAGGCUGGAGAUAAGAUAAACCCUUUUGAUGACCGUGUUUUACUAGUAACUACAAAAAAGUGGGUCAUAUACUUCGACAGGGCUGUUAACCUAUCCGGAUCUAGCAGGGGAGUUGUCCUUAUCUCUCCUAAUGGCCAGUACUAUCUAGCAGCCGCUAAGUUAUUGUUUCCAUGCACCAAUAACAUCGCUGAAUACAAGGCCUGCAUUCUCGAGCUACGGGCCGCAGUGGAGAUGGAUAUCCGAAGACUACAAAUUUAUGGCAAUUCCGCCCUCAUUAUCCUUCAAACAAAAGGUAAGUGGAAGACUCGUGAUCCGAAGUUUAUUCCAUAUCACGAGUUUUUGGAGGAUAUAAUCAAAGAUUUUGAUGAAAUAGCGUUUGAAUAUCUUCCCAGAACCCAGAACCAAUUUGCGGAUGCCUUGGCCACCCUCUCGUCAAUGUUCCAAGUGACUGCGAGUUCAGACAUCGAGCCAUUGAGAAUUGAAAUCUUGAAGCAUUCUACUUACUCCAUGCUAAUAGAAGAAGAGGCGGAUGGAGAGCCAUGGUAUUAA
This is a messenger RNA of Rhodamnia argentea, 576 nucleotides long. RefSeq lists its product as uncharacterized. Bases 1 to 576 code for a protein of 191 amino acids. The record is from RefSeq and is a predicted model, not a curated record. The transcript has a single exon. Gene Ontology annotation, molecular function: RNA-DNA hybrid ribonuclease activity; nucleic acid binding. Lineage: Eukaryota; Viridiplantae; Streptophyta; Magnoliopsida; Myrtales; Myrtaceae.